AUGGCGCCUCAAAACUCGACACUGAUUAACGAUUCGACGGGUUCGGCCUCGCUGGUCACCUCGGCCGAGGAGCUGGGCAAAUUUAGCCCCAUCCUGCCGGCCAAGAACCAUCACCACCAUCAUCACCAUCGUCAUCACCACCACCAUCGUCAUCAAAGUCGCGAUCAAGGACAGCAGCACCAGCAGAAACCCCGGCUGCGUACGCCCGAGGUUCCGCCGGUGUCGGCCAGUUCCAGUUCCUUGGACAACAACGCGAAGCCCAGCACGAAGGAUACCACCACAACCACAACAUUGAACGCCAACAGCCAACAGCUACCGCAAGCCACCAUGCGCGCCCCACCAUCCCGGCCCGGAAGCUUUCGAACGGCGGUGGAACCACCGCCACUGGCCAAGGAUGUGCCGCAGGGGCAUGACCACCACCAGCAACCACUCCAUCGUCGGUCCAGUGCGCAGGACACUGGUGCCACCGCCAGCAACUGCGGCACCGGUCGGGGCACGGUGAAACGAGAGCUGCUAAACUCUAUUCCCUGCCAUCAGCACUCACAUCGGCCCACCAGCAGCAGAAGCAGCAUCAGGAGGUACCCGGAGAGCAUCGAAUCCGACGGCAACGUGACCGACGAUACGGACGAUGCGUUCGACGGUGGCACUCCGGAACCACCGACAGAACCUGUCGCAGCCGCCGCCACCGCUGACGCCACCGCCGCGGCAGCUCCACAGGCCGGCCCCAGCUCUGAGAUUGAAAUACCGAUCUGGAUUCGGGGCGAGGCCCGGUUCGUGUCCGGCAUCAACGAAGCGACCACGUGCAGCAACAUUAUCCGCGCGCUGAUCGACGACGAGGUACAGAACGGAAACUACGGUCCGGAAGAUGUCGCAGUAUCGCGUGAUGUGAACGAUUACGUGAUAAUAGAACGAUGGCGUGAGGUCGAGCAAGUGCUCACCGGCGACACACGAAUCCUUUCAAUCUGGAGCGCGUGGGGCGACGCCAGGAACGAGGUGCAGUUCCGGUUGAAAAUCAAUAAAGCUUACACCGAAAAGGCUCCCGUCGGUGACAAGGAGAACAAAUCCAAGAAGCAGAAAGAAAAGAUCGGCCUCAUCAACCGCAUGAUGCGCAAGGUGCUGAAGCAGGGCGAAGCUAUUCAGAAUCAUCUUUCGCAGAUAAGCCAAAAAUCAACGGAGAAGCGCCAGCAGGACAAGUUCCGCAAGUACGUGCGCAAGAACUGCGGCAAGCAUCUGAUCAUGGAGAACUUUCUGCACGACGCGACUACCAACCUAUCCGAUCUGUCGGUGGACGGCGAACCGCUCGUGGCAGCGGGAGGAAACGUUGCCGCAGGCGCCACCCCCGCCACCAGUGGGGAAGGAAGCCAAAAGAAGGAGAAAGUUCGACGCAGCACCUUUCCGGGGAAGCUGCUCUUUUCCGCACGAAAGAGUACCUCAUCGAGGGUAGCCGCUGGUGAUGGUGGCGGCGGUGGUCGCGUACUGAAGAACAUCCUGUUCGAGUCGUCCGAUCAGCUGGAUGGUGUGAAGGCGAACGAAGACGAGCUGCUGCUGGUGAUCGAUCACACUUCCGACAGUGACAGCGGGAUCUUCACCAACAAUGUGCUGAGCCGACGCGACACGCUGCCGAAGCGGCCAAACUUUGGAUCGAUGGUGGAAAUCGACCGGUACACCAAAGACCUGGACGACGGCGGUGAACUGGUCGAGUUCCAGGGUCGUGGAUUUAGUAGCGAUUCGGUGCGCCGUCAGCAGAAGUAUCAUCGGUCCAAGCGCCGGUACGAUUCACUCCGGUGUCAUCACCAGAAUCGGUGCCGUUUGGACAGUGCUGCGUCCGAGGACGACGGUGUAGCGUCGUCCGCCGGCGGGUGUAGAUCAUCCGAGGUGGACCAGGAGUUGGUCGAGCUGGUCGGUGGCGAGUCGAAUGUCGAUGGAUCACUUGAUGAAGCGAACGGCGGGCAUGAGGAAGGCGAGGAUGCCGAUGAGGAUCUGACGCCGCCGGUCGAUGAUUUCGAGUCCAGCCAGCAGGUGGACCUGCGUCGCGGCACCUUCAACCGGACCUCGUUCCGGUUCGAUCUGAUCCGCCAGGAGAUUGCGAUCAAGAUGGCCGAGAUGCAGCAUCUGCUCGAGCAGGAGGAGGAUCUGUUGCGGCGGCUGAAGCUGAAGAGUGCCAAAUUUCAUGCCGAAAAUCAAAUCUAUCGCUCGCACAUAGGGCUUGACUUUCACGUUGAACGCCUGCAGCAGUCGAUCGAUCGAUGCGCUCAGGAGAUCAUCGAUAUCGAGCAGCAGCUGCUCGAAACGAAGAUGGAGAUCGAAGAAAAGUCGCCGCUGAUCGACAAUUUGCGUGCCCUGCUCGAGGCACAGGAAGCAGGAUUAUGCUAUCGACGCCCGGUGAGGUCCCAGGAGCAGCAGCAGCAGCGAUACGGCAUCACGACGCACUUCCCAUCGGGCUCCGUGGACGGUACCGGGCUAAGUGCGGACACGUGUUUCACGCAUCAGGCAACAACCGUGCGUGCAACUUCGCGCAACAGUCUCACGCUGUCGGCGAAGCGCAAGUCCGGCCCACCGAGCGAGGUGGAGUUUGUGGACAAUAUUUACGAGUUUUGUGAUAAUAAUCAAAGUUUUGUAGUGUAA
This is a messenger RNA of Anopheles bellator, 2625 nucleotides long. RefSeq lists its product as uncharacterized. The coding region runs from base 1 to 2625 and encodes 874 amino acids. NCBI's taxonomy places the organism in Eukaryota, Metazoa, Arthropoda, Insecta, Diptera, Culicidae. The record is from RefSeq and is a predicted model, not a curated record. The transcript has 6 exons.